ACGAUGCGAGGGUUGUCUUGUAGAGCUGCAUCAUCACAAACCCUCCGUCACUCUCGUUGCCGCCGUCGCCGACGGAACCAGCCACCACUGUCCGUCAUCGCCGAUCAAAGCAGCCGGAACCGGCAGAAGUUGGACAAAGGAAACAUGUAUAAAGAUAAACAAGGGGACAGAGGAAGAUCCUCGAGGGCUCCUCUGAAAUCCAAAGACGAAAGAAUGGACAUUAUGAAGAUUAUGAAAGAUAUCGAGGUUCUAGGUUCCUCACAUAUGACAUGGAAAGAGAAGAAGGCACUGGAAAAUAAGAAGGUGGUUUCUCUUGGUGGAAAGCCUCAAAAACAACAGAGACUACCACUUAGUGUAGCAAAAGGGAGGAUGAAGAAACAGAAGGAAAGGGAACAGAAAAUGCUCCAAGAGAGGAUGAUUCUUGGAUGUUUCGGUGGGAAAUAUGGUGGCGGUGGACCUAAAAGAUCCGAGGUGAAGCGCCGGCCAGAGGACCAGGUUCUGAAGUCGAGUGAAGGCCACUUUAGAAACGGUGUACUCAAUGUGAAGCAUUUGCUGCAUCAGACUCCAUCUAGAGAGAGUAAUGCUGUUGCUCCUAUGUUUAAAUUUAAUGAAGGGAAAAAGAAGGUGAAAGGAAAAGGCAAAGGAAAAAAGAACAAAGGCAAGAAGGGUGGUGGUAAGAAACGCCAUUGAAGACUUGCGAAACUCUUAGCGUUAUAAUCUAGUUCAGACGAUGAGUGAUUCUUGUUUCGGCAUCUUACAGGUUUUAUAAUCUAGCUUGACCACUAGUUCGUUUCAUUUUGUAUCACCAGAAAAAUUUUGUAAAACCCUGUUCACGUUUCUUACUAAUAUACCAGUUUUUUCCACCCAA
Messenger RNA from Morus notabilis, 868 nucleotides. RefSeq lists its product as uncharacterized. Gene Ontology annotation, biological process: maturation of SSU-rRNA from tricistronic rRNA transcript (SSU-rRNA, 5.8S rRNA, LSU-rRNA). The record is from RefSeq and is a predicted model, not a curated record. The coding region runs from base 4 to 690 and encodes 228 amino acids. Gene Ontology annotation, cellular component: nucleolus. The transcript is spliced from 5 exons. NCBI's taxonomy places the organism in Eukaryota, Viridiplantae, Streptophyta, Magnoliopsida, Rosales, Moraceae.